CGUGAUCUGACGUAUUUUGCAAGUUUCGAAGAUGGCAGCGAGACCAAACUGGAGCUCGUUGCCCAGUGUCCUUAUUGUGGAUAUUUUAUCCUACCUUUCGCACAAAGACAGACUGAACGCUUCAUCAAGUUGUAAAAGAUGGAGGAACUGUCUAUUUCAUCCUUUAUUUUGGCAGAAGAUUAAUUUUAGAACAAGUUAUUCAGACAGACAGAGGACGAAGUUUUUGACAGACAGAUGUGGGAGAUUCGUCAGACAAGUGGUUAUAAAUUUUGAUUCCCACAACCACAAAGAAGUACGCGAAUGCUCACAGAUCUUAGAUGUUCUCUGUGGAAAUAAGAAUCUCACAAGUUUUUCGUUGUUGCCUUCAAGUUGUCACAUUGAAUGGCCUGAUACACAAUCGACGUAUUUUAUUGACAGGUUUUUAGACUGCAUUGAAAGUAUUAUUAAGAACAGCAGAAAACUCAAACACUUUUCCAUGGGAUUUGCAGAAGAGUUACUAGAACAUUCCAGUAUUAUCCUUGACCUACUUGGAAGAAACUGCUCACGUAUGUUAGAAAGUCUGCACAUUGCCAGCAUUAAAGAAGAUUCAGAGAACUAUGGUAUUAUUGAUCUCAGUGCCUCACAAUUCCUUACAUUCACAGCCUUGAGACAUCUCAGUGUUGACUAUGAUCACAUGAGUAAUGAACUCCUCUCAGCAUUUAGUUCAGGCUGUAAAAACAAACUAGAGACCUUAGUUGUCAACGUUCAUGGAAUUGACUCAGAGCAUGAAAAAGUAACAAACUACUCAUGGAUAGCAGUUAGGAAGAACUGCCCAAAGCUGGAGGUGACUGUCAACCUGAUUCAUUCCUAUGAUGGUGUACAAGGCCUCCUAGACAUCCUACAGCCAGCCUUACCUCUAACAUGUUUUAGACAAAUGUUCUGUACAGAUCUCAAUCCAUCGGCCAUCAAUUAUUUUUCAUCCCAUUACAAAGAUACCCUGAGAUCUAUUUACAUCAUUGAUGGUUUGAAUGAUGGCUUUCCUAUUCCUUACUUUAGUCACAUGGAAGAAGACACAUUUGUUAUGUUGGCAUGGAGAUGUACCAAACUUGAAGAAUUUACCUUGCUUGGGUAUGAGAUUUUGGAUGAUGAUAUAAUGGCUAUUGCCAGACUUCGUGGUGAGCAGUUGAAGAAAUUUGAUAUACCUCUGUCAUGUAUUGCCACUUUGGAUGAAGAUGAAGAAACACCAGCUCGAUAUGCUUAUGUGGAUGAUGAUUUUGUACUCAGUGUGUCCAACAGCUUACAGUGGCCUUGGUAUCCGAAAGACGAUAAUGAACUACCAUUAGCAGUAUUUGAUGCUCAAGCUGACGCUGAACUGGCCUACAUUGAGAUCUUACUGUCUGACCAGCAACAAAAGUGACCACCAACAGCAAACACUUAACGAAAAUAUCAUUGGAAUAGCUGAAUUAGGAAAAUUUCUCUUUAUCUGUAUUACAUGAAAUAUUUUUUCCAAUUUUGAAUAUUUAUGUCUGCCUUUUGUAACAGUAUGUAUAAUUUUCCAAUUUUGAAUAUUUAAGUCUGUCUAUUCCAAUAUUAACAGUUUGUAAAACUAUGUCUUCUAGUUGACAAGUUUUUCAUUUAUAUUUUAUUCAGACAAAAAAGUUAAAGUUAUCUUUUAGAUUUCAAAUAAUAUCAUUGUUUGUCUAUUUAAAAUAAUAUUGAAUCAUAGAUAUAUUAAAGAAACUAAAAUGGAAAAGAUUGUGAUUUAAAAUUUAUAUAAACUUAAUGAAUAAUUUAAAUAGUUCUGACAAAAGUUAAACAUACACUGAUUUUUCGUAGGAAAGGUUUAUCAAAGCUAUAAGAAAUAUGACAAUCUUGAAAUUAAAGAUGCAUACAUGUAAGGAUAUCAUUGGUGGUUAAUUAUAUAACACUGUUGAGUAGAGUUUUAUACCAUCACACUGAAGUCUGAUUAAGGAAAUCAAGGUAUAAUCAAAGAAAAAAAAAUAAUUUGUGAAUUUUAUCUCAUUAUUUUGUGAGGAUUACUUUAAGACUUUGAUACUAAAUAGGAAUUAUAUUAUCGUUACUAUGUUGUCAAAUCUAUUGAUACCUCUCAGUUUAGCCUUUUAAUAUCAGAAAUGAUUUAUAAAAUUGCAUGUUUAAACUUAUAUAGCUGUUCUCACUUUGGUCAGUGUUUAUUGAUCUUAUGAAAAUCAUAUAUAAGGACACCAUCAGAAUCAAAAAGUAUUUUGCUAACCAUCUAUUAUAGUGCUUAUACGUUUAAUGUAGUUCUAGUCAAGUCUUGCCGUAUUUAUUGUACUAAAAGAUCAUUCCAAUAGUCUUUAUAAGUGUUGACUCAUAGAACUUUUGAUAUUUAUACUAUUUAUUUAAUUUUUAUCAGUAUGAAGAAUGUUAGAAUAUGGCAAAAGUUUUAAAAUUAUAUUUAAACGACAUGUUAUCAAAAUAAUGUGAUAGACAUUUUGUGAUCUUUAAGUCUGAGGUCAUGUGAUACAGAACCAUACGUGCCAAUUAUAGAAAUAGAUCUGAGUGCAAUAUAUGUUGAUACAUCUUAAUACCACAAGAAAUGGUGGGAUAAAGACACAAAGGAUUAUUUUUAUUUUAUAAUCUGAAGAUUCUGAUGUUUUACUCCUAUAUAUCCUGUUGUUGUGAAUUUUGUGCUAUAUUUUAUGUGCUUGAAGAAUUUUACAACUUUAAACACCAUCAAAGUGCAUUUUAAUUACAUUGUUGUGUAGUAUUAAUUGAUAUUCUUUGAUGAAACAAAUGAAGGACUUUAUAUUAAAGUUUAAUUCGUGAACUAGGUUAAUGUAUUUUUAGCUUCCAUUUGAACCUAUUCAAUUUUUUAUAGGAGAAAAAAUAUUAAAUCAUGGUAGCUAACACGUUUUUAUGUUGCAAAAAAAUCCAAAGGACUAGCAUUUAAAUGGAAUUGACUUCUAAUGUUAGCCCUCAAGCAGCUUUUUGAAUAAUAAGGUGAUUUCUACACAAUGUUUUCCAUACUGAAGUGUAUUUCUAAUAUGUGUGAGAAAAAAAUUGCAAUUAACGUUGUAAGAAGUUUAUUCCUUGUUAUCAAAGGUGCAGUUAACUAUACAAAGUUGUCUUCUAUAUGACUUAUUUGUGAAUUGCUGCUCAAUUGACACAUUUUCCUUCAUUUCUUUCAUCAACAAUUAAGGUGAACAUGAAAAAGUAGCUAAAUCAGCAAGUUAAGAACUAGCUACAGUUUUCCUUGGACAAGUGCAAUCAAAAAUAAAAAUUUAGAAAAACCAAGAUCUAAGUUUUUAACUCAAUGUUGUUAUUUAAUUUGUUAUUUAUUUAAACAUCCUUGUUAACUUUGGUCCAUGUUGUACACUAAGAGACCAAAUAUUGUUGAUUUUUACAAAAAGUUCCAACACAUUCAUAUAGCAAGCCUUUGGUAUAAAUUAUAAAAGUGGGCAUUUUUAAAGGCGUAAAAAUAUCAGGUUUUCAAACUACAGAGAUAUUUUCUUUAUUAUUUCUUAUUCACAUUACUGACAGGGUUCAUUUCUUGAGAAUAUACAAUUGCAAGUUUGAAUGUAGGAGCAUCAAGUAGUGUUUCAUGUUAGUAGUUGGAUUUAAGACUAUUUCAUUGUAAACGUCUAUAUAUAGAGAGAGAAUUGACAGAGGUAGGCAAAGCUUAAAGAAUAAAGUAUUGAUAUAUACACUUGUUGAAAGAGUGCAACAAUUUUGGGGAAAAUAUUUAAUCUUAACAGUUUUGAAAACCUGAUAUUAAAAGUACUGCUAUAUGUUGUUUUAACAACUUGAUGUAAAUAUGUAUAUACGUUUAAUUUUUAUUAAGUUUGUUGUUUUAUUUUUAUUGUUCUAUAUUAUAGACAAUUACCAGUGUAUUCUGAAAUCUUCAUUAUUUUAACAAAUAUUGUGUAUUGAAGAUUUACUACAAGCUGGAAAUCUCUUGAAUGUUGACAUGAAAAUUCCAUAUUAGGUUAUUUUAUGGAAUUAGGUUAUUUUUUUCUGCAUCAGGAAACAUUUUAUUCAUAAAGAUGGUUUAGAAAGCUACGUUAGUUCUGGUGUAAUUUUAUUUAAAGAAAGAAAAAUAUGAUUUUCUCUUUUCUUAUAUAUUUUGAUUUCUUUGGAAAGUUAAAGAUUAGGGGAUAAUGUUAGUGAAGUGUUACAAUAAUUUUCUUCAAUAUUUGUUAUAAUAAUGAAUCAACACAUGUUAUAUAUGAAUCCACAUGUUUUAUAUAUGAAUCCACACAUGUUAUAUAUGAAUCCACAUGUGUUAUAUAUGAAUCCACACAUGUUAUAUAUGAAUCACAAAGUCAGUUGAAUUUUACCACAGUCUUUCUUUAUACAUGUAUUACAUUGUCAAAGAUCUUUAUGUGGGGCUCAUCCUUAAAUGAUCUCAAAUAUUCAACAGUCCCAUUUAAACAUGUAUGUACAAAAGUUUUACUGAAGAAAGAUGAAGAACAUAUCAAAUGAAGUUCAAAUGUGUUCGUAAAAUCUUUUCAGAAUAACAUGUAAUGUGAAUAUGUAGGCCAUAUCUCUCAACUUUUAAUAACGCCAAAAUUUUGUGAAAGAUAUUUGAAAUUAAAUCUGAUUCAAUUAUUUAAAUCACAGCAAUAGGAAAAUGAAAAAAAUGAUAUUAAAUACAAAAAAUAUAACAUAUUUGGUAUUUUCUAUUUUUUAUCAGUAUGAAAAUUGUUAAUUAAUAAUUUUUUUUAGUGACAAGAUCUGAAAAAUAUUCUAUUGAAAAUGCCAUUAUAUUGAUAUGGAACUCAUUAGUAUGUUGGUUACUUAUAAGAAUCUCAUAUAUGUUUACAAUUACCAUAGUAACAUUUAUUGUUGUCAUUAAUAUCUUGACAGAGACUCAUAGCUUUUGUUAUAGAUAUAUAUAGAUAAAUAUAUGUAGGACUCAAAUCUAUGGCGGGUUCCAAAUCUAUGGCAGAUUCCUAAUCUAUGGCAAAUGUAACGUUACAAACGCCAAACAACUCAAAUCUAUGGCAGAUUUUUGUUUACUCCAAAUUAAUCUAGGGCAGAUCUUGGGGAGAGUGUACCGUAUAACGUCACAAUUGAAUAACGCCAUAUUAAUCUUCGCCGCCGCUAACGAUGGCGGAACUCAUAGAUUUGAACACCGUUCAAAAUAAACUUAUUUUCCUGACAAAGAAUUGCCGGUGGUUUAAAGGAAGAUGUGACCUACUAUUCCAAAGAGAGACUAGAUGUGCUGUGCCGUUCAAUGCCCGCGAUGAAUAAUUAUGCAUUUUUCAUUUAUGUUUUUUUUGGGUUGACCAUUAUAGAAUGUUUAUUUCACAAAUGUUUAAAGACAUGCUCUCGUUGUCGUAUUUUUCCACUUGCUUGAGACAAUUCAUAGGUCGAGCAUGUACUGAUUGUUUUCCAUUUGCACAAAACUUGCCAUAGAUUUGGUAACAACAAAAAUCCGCCAUAGAUUAGGAAAUUACAAAACUUGCCAUAGAUUUCAUCAUUUGGGAUGGCAUGACGUCACAUUUACCACAGAUUAGGAAUCUGCCAUAGAUUUGGAACCCACCAUGGAUUUGAGUCCUUCAUAUAUAAUAAAUUAUGUCAAAAUAAGAUCAUUAUAAAUACGGGUAACAAACUUGAUACGAUGUGAUGUCAUACACGGGUGAUAUAUAGAAAUUUAUAUAAAUGUUAUAAACAUGCCUUGGUCAAUCAUGCAAUUUGCUGAUGUCUGUAAUAAAAUUGUGAUUAAGAUCCUGAAGAAACUUGACUGUAAAAGGUUUAUUUGUAAGAACCAUUAUUACAGAUUGAUAGUGUAUGUAAAAAAAACACACUUUCUUACAAAAAUAUUGACAUUGUCCAGAUGAAUUGGAAAUUAAAGAUGGAUGAAAGAAUAAUUUUAAAUGGCCAUAUGAAUCAAACUAGCAGUUCUUAAGUUAUUACUUCACCAUAUAAUUUUUCCAUUGAUGUAGACAUAUUUUAUUUUUAUAGCUUUUUGAUGCUCAAUUUUUGAAGUCAUAAUGCUUAUUUGUUUGAAAAAAACUAAAAAUUAGAAAAAAGCUACUUGCAUACAAUAAAUAUUUAAAUGAUGAUCAAUGGAAAAUAAAUAUACGGAAAAGUUACUUAUUGAUACAUUUAAAAGAAAUCUUAAGUUCAGGAAAUUUAAAUUUUGAUGUAUUAUGAUACAAUUUGCUGUAAUUUUUGUUUGUUCAAUAGUUUGCCUUGUGCUAUAAUGAGUGGAAAUGAUUAACUGUUAUCUAAUACAAAUUCAAUGUAUAACGAGAAUAAUAACAAACCAUGAACAGUCAAGUUUCUGAUGAUUUGAUAAAUAAGGAAAUAUUUAUGAAGCCUUAAGAAGAUGUUGUGUGAGAGGUUGUAAGCUAUCAGUUAUAGAAAAACUAACUUACUAAUGUGGUGGAAAAUUAGACAAAACUUUAAAAUGUGAACAACUAAAUAUGUGGAAUGUAUGUUAUUUAAUGUUGUGUAAAUAGUGUGUAUACAUAUUUGUUAUUAUCUUUAAAUCGACCAUUCAAUUAAUGUAGUAUCAAUGGGCUCAGCUCAUUUGAACAAAAAUAGGAUCAAAAACAACAUUGAAUAGUCACUUGACGUCAUUUAAUUUAUUAAAAAGACCUGUAAACAAUAUAGUAUUGCCUUUAAAUAUACUUAUGUUUAAUUGAUUGCAAAACUUUUUUCUAACACAAUUUUUUUCAAAAAGAUAAGGUCAAAUUUUAGGUCAAACUCAUUGUUCUCAUCUGUGAAAAACACCAUUAAUUUGGAUAAUACAUUAGUCUAACAUGUUUGUCUAAGUAUUUAUAAUACCAAGUCAAGAAUAUUUCAAAUAAUUAUUUUUUCCUCUCUAUAGCUAUGUAGUAUUGCUAUGCUUGUUUCUCAUUUUUAUUACCUGAUUAUGGUAACUGUAAUCUUGUCCUUCAUAUUCCUGAAAUAUUUGGCACUGUUGCCUCUGUAGUAUGUUAGUAAACAAGAUUUCCUUAAUCAAUUUAUAACAGAAUUUUAAAGAUAUAUCUUUCAUUUUAAAUUGGUAAUUACCUGUUUUAUUAACAUAUAUAUACAUGAUAUUUGCCAAACUUUAUUUCUUCCACCACAAAUGUAUAUAUUAGUGUAUAAGUGAAAAUGAGAAUGUCAUUUGAAGGUCAUGUUUUUGCUCAGAACCUUCAGAGUUCACUUUGAAUAUUAUUUACUUUUUGGAAGAGAAAUAGUGAAACUUAUAAUUGUUGGAAUAAAAAGACUGUGUAUGUGCAUUUUAAAAACAUUUUGUGAAUGAUAUUUAUCUUUGUCAUCUGAUAAUAAUUAUCCAAUAUCAGAUAAGGGCAUUUGAAAUCAAUCAUAUAAAAAAUGUACAGGGAAACUGUUAUAUCAGGAAUAUGCCAUUUUUAUCCAAUAAAUCCCUUCCUGGAUGUUAUAUAUGCUUAUGUGUAAUAAUGUUGUGUAUAUAGUUGUUUUAUUUAUGCUUUAAUUGUUUGAUGUAUCCAAUAUGCUCUAGAAAGGAGCACAAGGUGCUGAGAACAUCAUUGGGGAGACAACCCAUGAAUCAACAAAAUAUAGGCUUGUUCAUCAAUAUAGUAUGAUUAUUCUUAAAUUAUUGUUAUUGGAGAUUUGAUGCAAACGUCUCAAGACGGAAAGAGUUUGUUAUAUUUUAUAGUUCAUGAAGAAGAGAUACAUACAUAAAAUAAUCAUUUCACUUUAAAAAAAAAAAGACGUCUUCCUCAAACUGUCUCUUCAAAGUGAAUGCAUAUACAUGAGAUAUGUUUUAAAGUGUAAAAUAUAUAACUGUUUAAAAAUGAACAAGUGUAUUGAGAAUUUUUCAUAUUGAAUAAUCAUACUAUAUUUUGACAACCAAGUAAGAAUGAUCAUAUUGUAUAAAAUAUAAUGUCAAUUGUGUGAUUUUAAGAAAGACCCAAAUAACAUCAAUCAUGAUGGACUUGUGGUAAAAACAUUCUAAUACCAAAAUGUGUUCAAACGAAGUCAUCACCGACCCAUGUGACAGUCAAUCUAAUUUACAUAAAUAACCCAAGUAAGACGUGAUUUUACAGCUAGGAAAUUUUUAUUCACUAAAAUUUGCCUCUUUGUUGCCAUAAAAUUUCACAUCAAUGGAUAUAGGUUCUUAUUCAAGCAUAAGAAGUAUUUUUGAAAAUAUAAGUGUUUGGACAUCUUUUUGAUUUUCAAAGGGAUGAGAGGGACAAACAUCAGUGAAAAGUUUCUUAAUAUAUGCGUCUUAAUUUGUCUUUCAGAAAGAUCUGGAAAUAUAAAUCAUAUAGUUUUGUCUCUAUUAAUUAUACCAAUAAAAAGGGAUUGUUCUGUAAUCAUUUGCAGGACAAAGUACGAAAAGGGGACAUAUUUUGGAUUUGAACAUCAUUGCCAAUAUAGUUACAAAAAUGUAUAGAUAUAUUUAAUGUUUAUUUAAAAACCUGGAAAAUAAGACAAUUGAUAAGCUACGUGACAUUCCAACAUAUAUAGCUUGAUUGAUAUGAAGAUUAAAACAUUCCAUGAUUGACUGUCUCAUGAUAUAUAGGUACAUAUAUAGUGUAUAUCUGUUACAGCUAAUGUUUAUGUGCUUAUUAAGGAACCUUGGCAAUGGAUACCAACUGUCUUUCAUUAAGUGAGAUCCUGUCAUAAACUAGUCAUCAGACAAGAUAUGGCACUGGUGACAGGUGCUAUCAUUUACACUGGCUGAAUAAACCAGUUUAUAUCUCUCUUACCAUCAACCAAUUUAUAUCUCUCUUACCAUCAACUAUAGGGGCGAGAAACCCAGUUCAGUACAAAUAUUAAAUGUUAUGGCAGAGGACCCAAAAAAUUGAGUUCAAAUUCUAAGCAAAUUGUCCAUCAUCAUGAUAUGGUUAUAUCAUUACAAAACUCUUACCAUCAACCAUAGAGGCAUUGUUUAGAAACCCAGUACUGUACAAAUGUGUUAUGGUGGAGGACCCAAAAAACUGAGUACAAAUUCUAAAAAAAAAUCCAUUAUGAUAUGAUUAUACUUUAAUGAAAAUUGUAUUUGCACAACUAAUCAAUAAAUCUUUAUUGAUAAUGUGCUAAAUAAAAUUUUGGGUAAUCAUAACUCAAUAAAGGAGUAGUAGGCCACUGAUGUAGAAAAGGUCUGAAGAGAUUAAAUGGUUUAUUUAGCUAUUGUAUUGUGUUUUGUUUUAAAAACAUACAAGUUAAUAUCAGUUUAAAAUAACAGUGCCAAAGUCAAGUCCAUUAAAGACUCAUGCCUUUGAAACAACUUGUUUGUUUUAUCUUGUUAUAAGUAGAAUUGUUACACAAGAAAUGUUUUAUGAUUUUAUGUAUAUUAUGGAAGUUGAUAUCUGAAGUACAAUAAAGAUGAGCAUCUGUGCUCCA
This is a messenger RNA of Mytilus trossulus (common blue mussel), 9291 nucleotides long. Its product is annotated as F-box only protein 33-like. The transcript is spliced from 4 exons. Gene Ontology annotation, molecular function: protein binding. Bases 32 to 1396 code for a protein of 454 amino acids. Lineage: Eukaryota; Metazoa; Mollusca; Bivalvia; Mytilida; Mytilidae. Gene Ontology annotation, biological process: positive regulation of protein ubiquitination. The record is from RefSeq and is a predicted model, not a curated record.